Messenger RNA from Cyclocybe aegerita, 2778 nucleotides. NCBI's taxonomy places the organism in Eukaryota, Fungi, Basidiomycota, Agaricomycetes, Agaricales, Hemipholiotaceae. The record is from the annotation of a GenBank genome assembly.
AUGGGCCUGAUGCCCCGCUCGCAGACAUCGACGUUGAGUACAAGUACUCCGUUCGCAAGAUCCCUGGCUCAAGCGGCACCUCACGCGGCGGUUUGUCAGGGUCGAUCUCCGAAGCCCGGCCAUCACGCGGCAAUUAAGGUGACGUACCCACCCGGCUGCGGACUCGAUCAGGUCCAUUACCCAAAAUCCACCACCUAUCAGGAUGCGUCUUGUCAGUACAACACUCUUUCACUUUCUCAUCUUAUGUCUUCGAGCGAAGGGGAGAAAGGCAGGCAGGCCAACGUGGUGAAGGCAUCCAAACGCCCACGAGCGUGUGAUGUCUGCAGGCGGAAGAGAGCACGCUGCGAUGGCCAGUACAAGCCCGACAUGCAAUGUUCUGGAUGCACUUCGCAAGGGUUAGACUGCAGCUAUACUGAGCAGACUGGUAGGACCGUUCCCUCGAAGAAAUAUAUUGCCAAUCUUGAGCACAGGGUGGAGGAGUUGGACAAGAUGCUUCGACGCCUAUGUCCAGACGAGAAGAUGUAUGACGCCUGGAUCAACUCUUUGAGCGACGAGCCUUUCGAAUCAACACCGCCCACGCCACCCAUCAUGCAGUUCCCUCCGCUCAGCAUUUUCCGACCAGGACCUAUCGAGAGUAUCACGCACACCAUCCGGCAGUCUCAUACCUAUGAAUUCCGCGCACCCCUUGAAGAGGACGACGACAUGGAACACACCUUUCCGACCACGAUCGACACGAACCGGUUCUAUGGGAAAUCUAGCGGAGAGGGGCUGGUCAGGAAAGCGCUGUCUAUGAGGAAUGACUGUAUUGGUAGCAAAGGCCCUAUCCUGUCGAAGAGACGAGAAGAGUUUUGGACUAUCCGGCCGUGGGAAAGAGCACCCGAAGUCCGCGACGCGCGUCCGAGUUAUGUGUUCCCAGAGCCCGACCUUGCCGGAGACCUUAUCGAGCUGUACUUCGAGCACGUAAAUCUGUACCAGCCUCUGCUCCAUAGGCCGACCUUCGAGAGGUUGGUGCGCAACGGGUUGCAUUACGGCAACGAAGGCUUCGCGGACGUCUAUCUUCUCGUAUGUGCUAUCGGUGCUCGAUUUUCGAGUGACGCGAGGGUACUCUCCGACGACGCCAGUUUACAACGUUCUGCUGGGUGGAAGUGGUUUCACCAAGUGGAAACUGGCAAGACAUCGCUCCUUACGGUACCAUCUCUUUACGAUAUUCAGGCGUACUGUCUGACCAUAAGUUUCAUUCAAGCAUCGAGCAUUCCGCAGUCGAUCUGGAUGCUGAUUGGAAUCGCUAUACGCAUGGUUCAGGAGGUCGGUGUUCAUAGAAGGAAGGCAACAUUGCCGACAGUUGAAGAUGAACUUUGGAAGCGGGCGUUCUGGGUCCUCAUCUACAUGGACCGAGUAGUUUGUCUUGGUUUUGGACGACCAAUAACGAUUCAGGAAGAGGACUUCGACCAAGACUUGCCAAUUGACUGCGACGACGAGUAUUGGGAGCAUCCUGACCAGGAGCAGCGAUUCAAGCAGCCACCCAACAAGCCUUCCUUGAUCUCUGGUUUCAUCCAUCAAUUAAAGAUGAUCAAGAUUCUGGCUAUCUGUAGUAAAGUUCUUUACCCGCUGAACAAGGUCGUCAAGCAUCUUGGGUUGGUGGGCCAUCAAUGGAAGUUAAAGAUCGUGGCAGAGCUGGACUCCAGUCUGAAUAGAUGGCUGGAGUCGAUGCCCGAGCAUUUACUCUGGGACCCAGGCAACUCCAAUGACAAAUUCUUCCAGCAGUCCGCGUCCCUCUACGCGAUAUGCUACUUUACCCAGAUUUUCAUACACCGCCCGUUUAUCCCGUUGCCCGGCAAAUCCCCUCCACUGGGCUUCCCAUCGUUGGCUAUCUGCACCACUGCUGCCCGUGCUUGCAUUCGGGUCGCGGAAGUCCUGUUUCAACGAGGUGUGGUAAUUUCGCCCCUCGUACAGUUUACUGCCUUUACAUCGGCGAUAAUGCUUUUAUUCGGCGUGUGGGAUGGGAAGAGCACGCCGCGCGCACGCUCGGCGGCCCUCGAGCAAAGUCCUGACAUGGAGAAUGUGCGGAAGACCCUACAGAUUCUGAAGGCAGCCGAGGAACAGUGGCCACACGCAGGCAAGCUUGUAGACAUUCUUGCCUCACUUUCGUCGGUGGAGCAUCGUCCUGGUGGCAAAGUUGAACAGGGUGCUUUUUACUCUUUGAUUUCCUGUGGUUCCGAAGGCACUGCUGCCUCCACCUCGCAUUCCAUUGGUGUGGGUCGCGAGCCGCCAGUGGAUCUUGUACCGCCUAUCAACGACACCGCCAUGUGGUUCGAUGAAGACCCAAGCGUAGCUCUUGCACAGAGCCUCCUCUCUGGGCCUUCCGCCAGCGACGAGAAUUUUUGGGCCGAUUGGUCCGUUGAUGACCUCGUCGACGAGCGUCGGCCUUCAGUACCUGAUCUCUUCUCGUUCGGGACACCGGCACCGUCGACGUCCCCCAGCGCACCUCCGUCGGUCGAUCCAGCUACGAUGCAGGGUCUAUCUACAUGGCCCUCGGAGGUGCACCUGACGGACAACCCGGCAGUGAUGUUGAUGAUGGGCACGGGACAGGGGGACCAGCCUAACGCAGAGGCACACGGUGGCUUAUCUGGAGCGGAUACGCCAGAGCAUUACUUGACAGGAUCCAACGAUAGUGCCUUGAAUGGGGACGACAUUAUGAACAUGUGGCUUCACGCUCCCAUUGGCACUGAGUUGGAUGAUUGGCAAACAUACUUGACGAGUUUCCAGAAAGGAGAAUAA